Rotaria sp. Silwood1 is the source of this 270-nucleotide messenger RNA. The record is from the annotation of a GenBank genome assembly. Lineage: Eukaryota; Metazoa; Rotifera; Eurotatoria; Philodinida; Philodinidae.
AUGAAACUUCGUCGUCGACAUAGAGUUGGAAGAAGUGAAAAUGAUACAAUAUAUUUAGUCGAAAAUAACAAUAAUAAUAAUAAUAAUAAUAGACAUGAACAUUCAAAGAUAGGUCGAAUUGCAUGGAAAUUAGCAAAAGGUACAUGGAAAGCAGUUAAAAUAGGUUUUCAAGCCGUUGUAAAUAGUCAACCAUUUUGUAUGGCCCUUGAACCAACAGCAUUAGCGACAACUAUAGUUGAAUAUCAAACACGAAAUAGAGAACGACGAUGA